This is a messenger RNA of Linum tenue, 2058 nucleotides long. The record is from the annotation of a GenBank genome assembly. NCBI's taxonomy places the organism in Eukaryota, Viridiplantae, Streptophyta, Magnoliopsida, Malpighiales, Linaceae.
GUUGAAUGAACCGCCACGGCAUCUGCUCACCACGCGCACUGCUUGCUUUCCUUGUCGUCUCUCCCGCCACACGCCACACGCCACCACCUCUCCUCCGCCGCUCCGUCUCCUUCCUUCCUCUUCUUCCCAAAACAAAACCCACACCUCCCACUCUCCCAGCCUCCCUCUCCUUUUCUACUUCAAACACGAUUCCUUCCCUCAAUCAAAUUCCGAUUCCUGCUGCUCGAUUCUAUUAUCUCCUCAGGUAAAAUUUUCGCCCCCUAGUAUAUUAGGGUUUCUGUUUCCGUCCAGAACAACAAUGGAUAUGGCGACUCCUUCGUGCUUGUGAGAGUCAUAGGAGGAUUUGGAGUUAUAUUCGAUUCAUUUCGAUGGGGGAGAGGAUGGAUUCUGAUGCUGCUGAUGUUCAUGAUGCGGUCGAUGGAACAGCGGAAGUAGCUACUGAAAAAGGGUCUCGUACGGGCAGGAACAAGGCAAAAGUUCCCAGAAGGGCUCACAAAGCUGAGAGAGAGAAACUGAAGCGUGAGCAAUUGAAUGAUCUCUUUCUCGACCUGGCUGAUGCUCUUGAAUUGGAGCAACCAAACAAUGGCAAAGCCUCGAUUUUAAACGAAGCUGCUCGGCUUUUGAAGGACCUGGUUGUACAAAUUGAUGCCCUGAAGAAGGAAAAUGUGUCUUUGCUGUCUGAAUCUCAUUAUGUAACUGUUGAGAAGAAUGAGCUCAAAGAAGAGAACUCUGUACUCGAAAACCAGAUAGAGAAGUUGAGGAGCGAGGUACAAACUCGGUUGGCCCAAUCCAAACCCGAUUUGAACAUUCCGCCUGUGGAGUAUCAGCAGGCAGAGAUAACAGCAGCAGCUCUAGCACCCCACUUUUCAGGACACCCUGCCAUAGAUGGCUCAUUGCAGCAACCACCGGCAGUGUUUGUGGUCCCUAUCCAUCCUGAUCUCUCAUCGUUUCAAACAAUCAACAAAUCGAAUGUGAGCAAACCGCACCCCAGGUAUCCAACAAUGGCUGAUUCUUGGUCGUCCCAGCUUCUAGAUAGGAAGCAAAGACCGGAGAUUUCACAUAUAUUCCACUCAGCUUCAAGGAACCCCAACAUUUGCAAAGCAAACCCACUUCUACUAGCUGCUAUGGGAUCUGGUGCUGGAAGCUUCCUCAAGGUUCUUCUCAAGAACUUCGAUGUUCUUGCUGGGCCUGUUGUCAGUCUCGUUUAUCCUCUGUAUGCCUCGAUCCGGGCAAUAGAGACCAAGUCCCAGAAUGAUGAUCGCCAGUGGCUCACCUAUUGGGUUCUCUACUCCAUGAUCACACUCUUGGAGCUCACCUUUGCAAGGGUUAUUGAAUGGAUACCUAUCUGGUCGUAUGCAAAGCUCAUUUUCACUUGCUGGUUGGUGCUACCAUACUUCAGCGGCGCUGCUUAUGUCUAUGAACACUUUCUGAGGCCUCUCUUCCUCAACCCACAAAAAACCAUCAACAUAUGGUAUGUGCCAAGGAAGAAGGACGUCUUCACUGAGAAAGAUGACGUUCUGACUGCUGCUGAGAAAUACAUCCAAGAGAAUGGCACUGAGGCAUUUGAGACUCUUAUCCACAGGGAUAAAUCCAGGAGCACCACUGGUUACUCGAUAUUCGGCCAGGCUGAAGACGAGUACCGAUAUUGAUCGUCCCAUUUUCGCACUGCUUAGUACCCAGACCGCGGGAGCUGUUGUCUAGAUAUAGUCCACCUUAUUAGGUAUCUAAAAUCACUGUGUAAACGUGGUGUUUUGUUGUAGUAGAGAGUAAUUAGCAGCAAACUGUUUGGGUGUAUGAUAGAAAUCCCCCUUGCUUUCUUUUGUAUCUGAACCUUGCACAUAACUCGACUAAGAAUGCAGGCUUUGCAUCUUCUCAUACUUGCUUGUCAUGGCCUCACAAGUCAAGUCUUCUAUUCUACCCAACCCGUCCUGACCAGCCUCGUUCUCAGAUCAGCUUAUUCUAUAUUGUGAUUGUCUAUAUAUCGGCAUUUCUUCAAUGAUUUUUUUAAAUAAUGUACCGACCUCUUAUUCUAACUAGUAUCGGAUGUGGAGAACGGUU